Molecule: messenger RNA, 1827 nt
Organism: Salvelinus namaycush (lake trout)
Lineage: Eukaryota; Metazoa; Chordata; Actinopteri; Salmoniformes; Salmonidae
Product: insulin receptor substrate 2-A-like
Exons: 2
Coding region: 1-1827 (608 amino acids)
Biological process (GO): insulin receptor signaling pathway
Cellular component (GO): plasma membrane; cytosol
Molecular function (GO): insulin receptor binding; phosphatidylinositol 3-kinase binding
Source: RefSeq, a predicted model, not a curated record
AUGCCGAAAACACCAGACAGCAGCGGUAUGGAUUUAGGAAAUGUUUCCCAUAGCUGCGAUUCACGAGCUCUGAAAGUUACAACAUCAACAACAUCAUCAUCAUCACCACCACCAUCAUCUUCCCUCAGCAGCAGUGCUCACCGUCAGCUAGAGGCAGCAUCACCACCGCCCCUCCAAGUUCUCCAGUUGAAGAGGCAUCAUAAGCAGUACUAUAGCCAUGGCCAUAAUCUGUUACCUAAGAAGAACCCUCUAGAUAAUACAGUGAGAGAGUUGUCAUCAUCCUGUGUCUAUGAGGUACCUGACUCUGGUGGUGUUCCCCAUGACCCGACUGCCUCUGCAUCUGCCAUGGCCUUAGCUGUCACUACCACAGUUUGCUCUGGUGUUGAGGCUAGAGAUGUAUGGAAGUCUGGAUACCUGAGAAAGAUGAAACACAGCCACAAGAGAUUUUUUGUCUUGAGAGGGCCAAGUGACACAGGCCCCAGCCGCUUGGAGUACUAUGAUAGUGAGAAGAAAUUUAGAAAUGGAAUGAAAUCCGUUUGUAAAUCUCCUAGUGCUGUGGGUUCUCCUAAGAAGGUGAUUUAUCUGUAUCAAUGUUUCACUGUUAGUAAAAGGGUAGAUUCUAAACACAAGCACCUGAUAGCCCUGUACACUAAGGAUGAGCACUUUGUCAUGAUAGCGGAGAAUGAGGAGGAGCAAGAGGAUUGGUACCUGGCUCUGAGUGAUCUGGUGAUCCAGGAGAAAAAGGAGUACCGGGACGCUGAGGAGUUGGAUGAUGGAUACUGGACCAUCUCUCCUGGAGCCAUCUUCAAGGAGGUGUGGCAGGUGAUUGUAAAGCCCAAAGGUUUAGGACAAACCAAGAACCUGAUAGGAGUGUGCCGGCUGUGUCUCUCUGCCAAGACCAUUCACCUGGUGAAGAUGUGCUCUGAGAUGACGUCUGUGAACCUGCCUCUGAUGAAUGUCCGUCGCUGUGGUCACUCCGAGAGCUUCUUCUUUAUGGAGGUGGGCCGCUCGUCCUCCACUGGGCCUGGGGAGAUCUGGAUGCAGGUAGAAUCAGGCGACCCUGUGGUGGCUCAGAACAUGCAUGAGACAAUCCUGGAGGCCAUGAGAGCCCUGAGGGCCAUCCCUGAUUUCAGGCCUCGGAGCAAGAGUCAGUCAUUCCCAUCAAACCCCUGUGCCGUAGUCACCACACGACGUCAACACCAUGGCAACCUCCCACCCAGCCUGACUGGGUUACAGCGCUCUAUAAGGGUGGAAACUGUUGUGAGCAAACCGUCCCCACAGAAAAAUAAAGGAGAUGGAGGCCACAGCCCCAAUCGAACUUCUAGCCAUGGAGAGGGAACAAUGAACCAACUGAUCAGCCCAGGGACUAGCACCUUGGCUCUCCGUAAUGUCUGCAUCAGUAAAAGCCUUGAAGAGAGCCUCAGUCACUGUGCAUGCAUCUCCACCACCAUCAGUGUAUCCAGCAGCAGUGGCAAUGACUCUGAUACACACCCCUGGCCCUCUGACACUUCAGUCUUUGGUUCUUCCAGCGACAGAGGCUCUGAUACACACCCCUGGCCCUCGGACACUUCAGUCUUUGGUUCUUCCAGCGACAGAGGCUCUGUCUGCGCUGAGGAUUUGUGCUCCAACCCAUGUGUCUUUCAGUUGUCCAGGAGUAACACCCCUGACUCACUGUUUAACACCACACUCAUUGACGAGAACAGCUUGACUGACUACGUGUCCAUGGAUUUGCAGCACAUCACUGCUCUGCAGAUGAAUGGAACAGUAGAAACCCUCUCUGUAGCUCGCCUCGUCACUCUUCUCAUCCAAGCAGUGAUGUGCUGCUGA